AAUUUGAAGCCACAAAAUCAAUGAGCAAAAAUCAAAUCAAAUUUAAAAAUUCCCAUACAAUAUACAAGCUUUCAUUCUCAUAAUUUCCAAAUGGAGGAUCCACGCAAAAGCGAUCUAAAAAAGCUGACAAACGCCAUCAGCUUUCUGCAGAAGCGCAAGGCCUCGCAUGAGCAGCAGGCCAUCGUCGAGGAGCAGAAACUGCAGCAGACUCUGGCGACGACUGAUGCAGCUAACAAGAAAAUCGAGCAAAUGGGCAAGGUGCAGGACAUGCGCUGGCUUUUGUCACAGGAUCAUCAUGAGAUGAAGAUACUCAACGACACACUGCAGACCUUCCUGGACAUGAACCAGGACAUGAAGGAUACCGAGUUCUACAAAGCUGCCGUUCAAUACAUCGACGAGCAGUGCAAUAAGUCGGAGCUUGAGGCACCACCACCACCCAAGUAGCUUCCCGAUCGGCCCCCUCCCGCCGAGCCACACACACUAGAAACUUGUUAAUUUCAGUGCUUUGGUCAAAAGUUAUGAUAAUAAAAGAAGAACAAAAUGCGGUUCUUGCUGUCCUGUCCGCAUGGACACAUAAAUCCGUGAAGGACAAAACUUCCUG
Drosophila obscura is the source of this 601-nucleotide messenger RNA. RefSeq lists its product as uncharacterized. NCBI's taxonomy places the organism in Eukaryota, Metazoa, Arthropoda, Insecta, Diptera, Drosophilidae. The transcript has a single exon. Bases 91 to 444 code for a protein of 117 amino acids. Gene Ontology annotation, biological process: tubulin complex assembly; post-chaperonin tubulin folding pathway. The record is from RefSeq and is a predicted model, not a curated record. Gene Ontology annotation, molecular function: beta-tubulin binding.